AUGCCUGCCGCAAUCUCCCGCACACACACGAUGCCUACCGUCAUCUCAUCCAAGACCUCGUCCGGGUCGAGGAAGGAGAGGAACGUGGGCUUCAUGCAUGACCCAGUCUCCGCCGUCUCGCGUCCCGUGAACACUGAAGAGUCAUGGGCUGCCCACCACUUCGAGACGCACGCACAGAAAUGUGCCUACUGCCGCAACCCUUAUGAGGUCCACCGCAACCACGAGCAGCUCUGCGAGAUCGGCCACCGUCUCGCUCAGGACGUUGCCGCGUUCCUCUACCAGCGCUCGGACGGCAAGGCCUACAGCACCGUUGAGGAAGAGAACAAACUCGUCCAGAUUGAGAUACCAUCUGGCUACGUCCAAGUUCGUAGCCUACUCAAGGCCAUCGAGCGUAACCUUCGCUCUCGCUCACGCGCUCCUUUCGUGUCCAUGGACCGCACAUACUACGUUGCCGCUCGCACGCCUGUGCGCUCGCGUUCCGUCAAGGUCGACCAGGAGAUGAAGCACAAGUCGCGACCGCGAUCCGGAGAGAUCGUUGACUGGCCUUCAUCACCCAAGAAAGCCCAAAAGCUCACUGUCGAGGUCGACAACGCCUCCUCCAAGCGCGGCUCCCUCUACGAGCAAGACAUUGCUCUUCAGCGCCGCAACGCGAAGAACUACAAGAUCGAGGUCCGAGAACCCUCAGUCCGAGAUCUUCGCGAGCAACGCCUCUCCGGCUACUACAGGUGA
Molecule: messenger RNA, 729 nt
Organism: Didymosphaeria variabile
Lineage: Eukaryota; Fungi; Ascomycota; Dothideomycetes; Pleosporales; Didymosphaeriaceae
Exons: 1
Coding region: 1-729 (242 amino acids)
Source: RefSeq, a predicted model, not a curated record